Molecule: messenger RNA, 2421 nt
Organism: Aureobasidium uvarum
Lineage: Eukaryota; Fungi; Ascomycota; Dothideomycetes; Dothideales; Saccotheciaceae
Source: the annotation of a GenBank genome assembly
AUGAGCUCGACACCAGCCCAUGGCGGCGACAAGGCCACUCCCAGCAAUGGCGAACCGUCGGUCAGACAGCGUGUAGGCUCACUGGCCGCCGUCAAUGCCGACUCUCUGUCCCAGCAUAGCUUGAAGGCCCCGACAGUCAAGCCUGCCGCUGGCACCUCGUCGCAGCAGCUUCCCCUCCACCCGCGCAAGUCGUCGGGCGCCGCUCCAGAUCUCGACCCUUACUCGGCUUCGCACAUCUACUAUGGCGCCUCGCACAACAAGAGAAACGUCGCCAAGGCUCGCACCUACUCGGCCGUGANNGUUGACCCCGGUGCUCGCGCAACCCUUGCCCAGCAGAUGGAAAACACGACCCAGCGCCGCUUGAGUCACGGUAAGACGGACGACCAUUCUCUCUCAACCAUCACGGAACUGACCGUGACAACCANNGACGAACAAGGAGACCAGCCCCGUCGCUACCUCAUCAACGUCGCCGACACGCUCGAGGCCCUACUGCACCGUGAAGACUCGGACAACAACCAGCAAAUCACCGUCGAGGACGUCGGUCCCAAGACGAUUCAACUCGGCACUGCUGGCUCAGGAGGCUACAAGACAUUCGACAUUCGCGGCACAUACAUGCUUUCCAACCUGCUGCAGGAACUCACCUUGGCCAAGGAGCACGGUCGUAAGCAGAUUGUCCUGGACGAGGCUCGUCUAUCCGAGAAUCCUGUCAGCCGCCUGUGCCGUCUUGUCAAGGAUUUCUUCUGGCCCAACCUGACCCGCCGCAUCGACGGUUCCAACAUUGCUCAAGUCGGCAAGGACGCCAAAGACUGGACCGACAACCCUCGCCCUCGCAUCUACGUCCCUCGUGGCGCUCCUGAACAACACCAAUACUACAGCCGCAUUGCCCGCGAACAUCCUGAUAUGAACCUGGAUGUCGUCUGGCUUGCCCAGCACCCUGAUAACGAAGAGUACGUCCGUGACUUGAACGAAGCUCCCGGUCUUCUCGCUCUCGAGAUGGAGAGAGUAGAGGACACCCCUGCAGGUGAGCCCGACUUCAAGGGUCUGCCCUUCAUCGUGCCCGGUGGUCGCUUCAACGAGCUCUACGGCUGGGACAGUUACAUGACUGCUCUCGGUCUUCUCAUCCACGACCGUGAAGAUCUCGCCAAGAACAUGGUCAAGCACUUCUGCUUCGAGAUCAAGCACUACGGCAAGAUUCUCAACGCAAACAGAUCUUACUACCUCUGCCGUACUCAGCCUCCCUUCCUGACCGAUAUGGCCCUCCGUGUCUUUGACCGCAUCAAGGAGCAACCCGACGCACGCGAGUUCCUCAAGAUCUCCAUUCUCGCUGCCAUUAAAGAGUAUCACAGCGUUUGGACGGCUGCCCCUCGUUACGACCCCAAGACCGGACUCUCGUGCUACAGACCCGGCGGUAUUGGUGUUCCGCCAGAGACUGAAGCCACUCACUUCGUCCACGUGCUUGAGCCUUACUGCAAGAAACACAACAUGACGUUCAAGGAGUUCGUCCACGCCUACAACUAUGGCCACGUUUACGAGCCCGAGCUCGACCAAUACUUCCUCCACGACCGCGCUGUCCGUGAGUCAGGCCACGACACUUCUUACCGUCUUGAGGGCUCUGCUGCUCACCUUGCCACUGUCGAUCUCAACUCGCUUCUCUACAAGUACGAGACUGACAUCGCUCGCACCAUUCGCAACUACUUUGGUGACAGCCUUGCUGUUCCUGCUGAGUUCUGUGUUGGUGACCAGAAGCCUGGCCAUGUUGAGACGUCAGCUACCUGGGACCGUCGUGCCAAGCGUCGCAAGCAGACCAUGGACAAGCUCAUGUGGGACGAGGAGAAGGGCAUGUUCUUCGACUACAACAUCGUCAAGAACGAACACACAGGAUACGAGUCCGCCACAACCUUCUGGGCAAUGUGGGCUGGCGCUUGUACUCCCCGCCAAGCCGCUCUUCUUGUUGAAAAGGCUCUUCCUCUAUUCGAAGAGCUCGGUGGUCUCGCCGCCGGAACUCAAAGAUCCCGUGGUGAAGUCGGUCUCAGCCGUCCCAACCGACAAUGGGACUACCCCUUCGGAUGGGCACCUCAACAAAUUCUUGCCUGGACUGGUUUGGUAAGAUUUGGUUACGAGGAUGAAGCCAAGAGAUUGGCUUACCGCUGGGUAUACAUGGUCACCAAGGCUUUUGUCGAUUUCAACGGUGUUGUCGUCGAAAAGUACGAUGUCUGCCACCCUCAGCAUCCUCACAAGGUUGCUGCCGAGUACGGUAACCAGGGUAGUGACUUCAAGGGUGUUGCCAAGGAAGNNGGUGAAUUCGGAUGGGUCAACGCCAGUUACGUCUAUGGUGUCGCUCUUCUUGAUGCCCACAUGCGCCGCGCAGUCGGUGCCUUGACUCCUUGGGAGACUUACCAGAAGGCCACUUCGCUGCAUUGA